GAGCUGCUCUGAGGUGACCCCCCCCCCCCGCCCCCCCCGGAGGACGUGUCGUCGAGGUGGGCCCGCCGGCCAUGAGCUCCGUGAGAUCCGCCAAGCCCCCGCCAAGCCCCCGCCACUCCCCAGGCAGCAGGCACGGCUCCGGACACCCAGAUCCUGAGGAGAACCAGGAGGACCCCGGGGAUGAGAGGGGGCAGAGGGACCCGCUGUCCCAUGAACAGCCCUCUGCCGUCGGCAGGAACGUCCUGCAGCUCAGACUCCAGCAGAGGCGGACGAGGGAGCAGCUCGCCGGACAGGGCCUCAUGCCUCUGAACCAUGGUAAGUUUCCGAAGCGGGAUGACUCCUAUGCCUUUGAGGAGGACAGCAGCAGUGACAGCCUGUCGCCGGAGCAACCCCACAGUGACGAGUCCCAGGGCUCCGGUGCCCCCUCCUCCGAGACCAUGGGGCACACCCCUCCCUCCUCCUCCUCCUCACCCGCCCUCACCAGCCCGCGCCAGGGAUGUCAACCAAGGGACCCCCCUGAGCAGGGCCAGGAGGAGGGGCUUUCAGCGGGGGGCGUCAACAAUGGGAUGACUCCCCCCACCCCUGCUAUCGUCAAGUCCAAGACGACCUCCGACAAGAACCGCAGCAAGAAACCCAAAGAGGUGAAGCCCAAGGUGAAGAAGCUCAAGUACCACCAGUACAUCCCUCCGGACCAGAAGCCGGAGAAGUCUCCGCCACCCAUGGACUCGGCCUACGCCCGCCUGCUCCAGCAGCAGCAGCUGUUCCUCCAGCUGCAGAUCCUCAGCCAGCAGAAACACGCUCACGCCGCCCACUCCCCUCACCACACGCACUCGCCGCACGGGCACACCACCCGCGCACGCGCACCACGCCCAGCCAGUGAUCAGCUGCCAGCCUGCAGCUCCAGUGUGUUGACCAACACAGGGGGCAGCUCCUCCUCCUCUCCCCCAGUGAAGAGCUCCUAUCCUGGGCACGCCAGCCAGGUCUCCCCUGUCAAGCGGCCUCUGCCUGCUAACCUGGACGACCUGAAGGUAUCAGAACUCAGACAGCAGCUGCGCGUCCGAGGCAUGCCCGUCUCCGGCACCAAGACCGCCCUGAUCGAGCGGCUCCGCCCCUUCAAGGACCCGGCCGCCAGCCCCUCCCCCUGCGGCGCCAGCGACAUCACCACGGGGACCUUCCCCGUGACCCCCACGGCUCCCUGUCCUCCCUACCAGUCGCCCUCCUCCUCCUCCCUCUCCCAGGGGGGCUACUACCCUUACCCCAGCACCUCCUCCACCCCGCCCAUCUCCCCCGCCUCCUCCGACCUCUCCCUCAGUGGCUCUCUCCCGGACAGCUUCAGCGACGUCCCCAUGUCCUCCCCCCCCGCAGGGAGGGCGGCGGGGGGAUGGAGGGAUUGCGGGGAGGCCAGGGGCGGAGGGGCGGAGGGCCUGGAGGCGGAGAAGGACAAGAUGCUGGUGGAGAAGCAGAAGGUGAUCGAGGAGCUCACCUGGAAGCUGCACCAGGAGCAGAGACAGGUGGAAGAGCUGAAGAUGCAGCUCCACAAGAGGAAGCGUUGCUACGGCGCCACCCAGGAGGGUCUCCCGGCAACGGCCCCGCCCCAUCACCCCUCCAUGCACCUCCAGCCGCCCCAGGGCAUGAUGGGACAAAACGUCUUUGGUGUGACGGUCAAACAGGAGCCCAUGUCCCUCUCCUCUAGCUGCCCCAUGUCCUCCACCAAGCACCUCAAGACCCCCCCAGAUAACUGCAUGGAGGGCCUCGGCCCACUGCGGAGCCCUCCCUCCCCAGCAUGGGAGGGCCCUACUGGGGGGGCGCGGUGCCUGGACAGGGCCCCCUCCUCUGGAAGUCCCUCCACCAUGUCUGCCUUCCUCAGCCCCCAGUGUUCGCCUCAAGACUCCCCCAUUGGCAAGCCUUCCGGCAGCCCCCAGCCCGCGUCCCCCAGCCACCCCUACCUCCUGUCACCUCCGCUGGGCAGGAACGGCUGCAGCCACCCCCCCCCCCAGGUGGGCACCAGGCCCAGGAACAUGCAGAUUCAGCAGAAGGGUGGUGCUCAUCAGGUGAACUGCUCCUACCUGUCCGACCAGCGAGGUCUCCAGUCUGUGUUCCCCAACACAGCUGACGCUGGCUCAGCCCACAGAGGGUCAGCCAAGGCCAAGAACACGGCCAUGCAGAAGAUGACAAUAUUGCCCUCUCCUCGGUGUGUUGGCCAAAAGUGCCUGGGGUCCCCUACCUUCUGUAGCUCAGAUGCUGCUGCAUCCAUCCUCACACAUCCCCCAUGCUAUGAGGAUGCAGUCAAGCAGCAGCUGAUCCGGAGCCAGCAGAUGGACGAGCUUCUGGAUGUGCUCAUAGAGAGCGGAGAGAUGCCAGCUAACGCCAGAGAGGAGCGGUCCUGUGUAACCAAAGUUGUGCCUCACAUUACUGUGUCCCCAGGAAGCACCGGCCUCAUCCUUCCAAAGUUCCACCGCCUCUACGACCACCAGGUCCCCCCUCGCACCUCCCUUAUGACCACAACGUCCGCUCACAUCGCGGACAGCCACCUGGAGACCCAGCUCAGCAGCCCCAUUGGCCGGGGGGGCGAGGUCGCCCUUCUCAAGAUGGCCGCUCAGGAGGCCGGGCAGGAAGACGAAGUGAACGGCGGAGGGGAUGGGUACCCCCAGCCCCACCACCACCAUCACCCCAACAGCCACGCCCAUCAGGACAAGCUGAUGGACACGCCCACCCCACUGUCCCCCAUCAUCUCCAAGGUGACCCCGGUCACUGAGGCGCAAGGCAUGGUGGGAAUGACCUUUGCCGAGUCGCCGUGGGAAACCAUGGAGUGGCUGGACCUUACCCCCCGCAGCUCAGCAACGGCAUUCAGCGUAGCUCCGCCCAACGGCCCCAGCAUCUUCAACACCGAGUUCCUGGAUGUGACAGACAUCAACUUGAACUCAGCCAUGGACCUGCACUUGGAGCACUGGUGAAUGACUGACUCACCUCCAGCUAGCGACUGGACAAGCCAGGCAGAGGACUGCAGUACGGUAUCUAGUGACUAGCUAGCGAGUAGACAGCUAACUAGCUGCCAGAGACAACAUGACACAACAUAGCUAGCUAGUGAGUAGACAGCUAACUAAACAGUUUACUAGCUCCCAGUCAGAGACAGCAAGACAUGACAUAGCUAGCUAGCUUGUAAGAUAGCCGACUAGCCAGCAACCAUAGACUGGUGAGCAACAGCCUAUUUCAAAAUAGUCAGAGAACACACUGCAGUACACCAGUACCAGGUGUCAUUUAGUCUGGAUGACUUUUGUUGUAAUAUAAUAUGGCAUAAUGUUAGACCAGUGUUAUACCAAUGUUGUGACAGUUAUGCCAAUGAAUGUUGUGACCAUGUUGUUACAGUGUACUAAUGCUGGGAGGAUAUUGUUAAAACGUUAUAGUAAUGUUGUAACACUGUUAUUACAGUGUACUAAUGUCGCGUCAAUCCUAUGAAGCUGUUAUGACAGCAAGUUAUGCAAUAAUUUACCAAUGAACAACAGCAGGAUCAAGAGAGCCAUACUGUUAAAGGACUAAACGACCACCUUAGAAUCCUCAACAUUCAGACAUAAACAAUCAUUUCUGGGUCAUUUUCAUAGAUAAAAGGGUUCAUCAUCGUGUCAGUCCUACUGUGCACACCUUCCAGUCACCUGGUUCCUUUUCACAUGAUCUUUGUCCUCUUGGAUAAUGACAAGCACAGCUAACCAUGCAUUAUGAGUCUGGAACCUUUAAUGAAGGGAUGCUCUAUGAAGGUCUGGACAACAAUUACUGUCAAAUGGAAUGUCUCUCUUCAAAGAUUUUAUGCAAUUUUAAGUGUUAGGCUAGACUUGAACUCCUAUUUUGACAAUCAAUGUAUUGUUUUGGUUGGUGGGUAUAUGUUUGUAUUACUGGAAACAAACUAAUUGGAAUUACAAACAGAAUUGGAUACCAGAGUGGGCAUAUGUAAAUAUCAUAUUUCUACUGACAGAGACAAGUUUGAAGUCUGCAUAUGAUGUCAGUGGUUUGGGAGAUUACAUAAGAACGGAGACCAUGCAAUCCAAUGUAUUGAAUAGUGUAUGGUUUUCUUUGUAAAUACAGAAAGUCUCACUUUGCACCUCUAGUAUAGUGCACAUUGGUCACGUUUGCUUGUGCCUAGGUUAUAUAUGCAAGGAAGACAUUUCAUUUGUCAUUCUGCUCCAGUGUUUUUCUAUGUGUUUCUUCUCUCACUAUUAUCCAGCACGCAUAUUUACUGAAUAGUUACACAAAGGGUAGAAAUAUAUUUUUAUCUGAAGGAAAAAAAGUAUUUUGUCUUACCACAGUUUUAUAAGUUAUGAGACUGGUAGAAGGUAUUCAUCCAUUAACUGUAUGAAAUAACUCUAUGUCAAAUUUGUGCCUUAAAGUUUCGACAAGAGAGCUCUGUUUGGGAUUUGUUUUCUAUUGUUUUGCCAGCUCUCAAAAUUGAGUUGUAUUACCUAUUCCCCUUAAAAACAACAGCUUGUGUCAGUCACAUAGAAGGUCCUUGUGGAUGACAUGGCUGUAGGAAGCAACCCCAGUGCCUUACUGGGAACAGUCUACCUGUGUUCAGUUAGGUCUGUUCACUCUGAAGACCACACCUUUAAGAUCAAAUCUUUAAGACCAUGCCUUUAAGAUCCUGCCUUUAAGAUCACACAAGGACAGAAGUAGCAAGUCAGGACAAGCAUAGACCUAAAUUUCAUCUCGAGUAUUUGUGAACGUAAUCUAUUUUAAUAUCAAAAUGUUUUUUUAUUUGAUUUUGAAAUUUUCACCCAUUAUUGAUAUAUUGGAUAAUAUCACUUUUAUAGUUAUUUAUUUUUGCAUUUUUUAUUUAUACAUUCUUACAUAUUUAUAAUGACAUUCCUUAUUGACAAAAUGGGAUUCUAUAUUUGCCUUAAAAACUCCAAUGCUGCAAUUCAGAUCCAGCGUUUUUACUAAUAAAAUGUAUGAAAAUCUGCCUCUAAAUGUGAUUAAAAGUGAAGCAACACUUCACAUAGAACUGUUUCCACAAUUUUCCAUGUAGAACAAUAGAAGAAUAGAAUAUCCAUUCUUACCAGCACUUGUGAAUAUCAAAAUGUAAUAUAUACAGAGCUUUGAUUGUCCUUACUGUGAAUACUGCACAGAAAACAACAAAAAUGUAUUUUAUCAGUGUUUUAAAAAAUGGGGCCAUUUAUAAGAGACCUAAUCACCUUUUAAAAGUUGUGGUUUAACUGAGAACUAUUCCACUUUUUAUUGCAAGUUAAUAAAAGUACACAAACCCCACAUACAGUAGUGUGUAUGGCGUGUCACACCAGCAGUUAUUGGAUGGUGAAGAAGGGGGACAUUAAUAAAUGUAACACUGUGCUAUGGUUUGCAUAACCUUCAACACCAAGCAUCAGAUUACCUCCAGUGUUGUACUGGAGGUAAUCUGUUGUACUCCACCCCGCCCCCCCAAGUGCACUAAACAAUGUGUGCUUUAAUUAUAGUGUUCUUCCCAGAACUCCAAAUACCAUAGUCAUCAUACCAUCUUCAGGAACCAUUCAAGUGACAAUCCCCUAUCACCCGUUGUAGAUUCAUUCAAGUUUCCUUCUUUUUAUUUUCUAAUCAAACGUGGCACCUGACAGAAAGCUUAUUUGUUGCUUGCCCACUGAAUAGCAAUUUUACAAUGUAAAACACCUUGUAUUUGUCCUCCCCUUGUAUGUCUACUUCCUGUACUGUAGAAUAAGACAGCAAUAAACGUACACACAAUCACACCAUG
This is a messenger RNA of Hypomesus transpacificus, 5728 nucleotides long. RefSeq names its product myocardin (gene myocd). Lineage: Eukaryota; Metazoa; Chordata; Actinopteri; Osmeriformes; Osmeridae. Gene Ontology annotation, biological process: smooth muscle cell differentiation; cardiac muscle cell differentiation. The record is from RefSeq and is a predicted model, not a curated record.